Verruconis gallopava is the source of this 3319-nucleotide messenger RNA. RefSeq lists its product as uncharacterized. The record is from RefSeq and is a predicted model, not a curated record. Gene Ontology annotation, cellular component: ERMES complex; SAM complex. Gene Ontology annotation, biological process: establishment of mitochondrion localization; protein insertion into mitochondrial outer membrane; mitochondrial outer membrane translocase complex assembly. The coding region runs from base 92 to 1309 and encodes 405 amino acids. The transcript is spliced from 2 exons. Lineage: Eukaryota; Fungi; Ascomycota; Dothideomycetes; Venturiales; Sympoventuriaceae.
CGUCGGUCGAGGACGGUCUCAACGUGCGCAGUGAAAUUUGACUGUCUUUGUUCGACUGCGUUUAUGAUGAUAUCGCGAUAGCGAGGCAGCCAUGUUGACGUUCAUGGACUACAUCCAGAGGGCGUUCGACAACGAAUCCAAAUGGAAUCGUGACAAUUCGUACGCAACCCUCAACCUUACGGCACAAUCAUUACUUGACUUCCCCACGCCUCUCGGUCUGCGCCUACAUGUCUCAUCGCUUCCAACGCCCAACCUAGCAACCUCAUACACGAUCUCUACGACGGGCCUUGUUGACGGCUCUCUGUCGUAUCUCUAUUCCUCGUUGCCUCUUCACAUCCCUUCACGCUGUCCCCGUCUGGACCUCCACGAUUUUGUCACUGGCUAUCGACACCUCAAAGCGCCCGUCGCUCCUGACGAGGAGCACUAUUGGGAGACAUGGCACCGUGGCGCACGAAUAGACACGCGCGACGUGCUUCUUUAUGGCCGCAUCUUCCUGCCUAAAAACAGACUGGAGGCCAUGUAUCUCAGGCGCACCAAACCGACCCAGCUCAUCAAGAUCAACGCUGUGAGCGACGCCACGCUAAACAACGGAGGGACCAUUUUGGCACUGGUGCAAAAUGACUAUGGCAAGUACAGCACCGAGUUCUUGUACUCGACUGAUUCGGCCUUACUGGGCGUCAGGGGCUUGUAUAACUUCGGCACCGACCCUCGCAUCCCAAUCCCCACACCAGCUCUUACGGCUUCGAUUAAGUCCACACCGGAGGGAGAGCCAAAUGCGCAAGCCGGCCUCUUCUCCCUAGGCUCGGAAUUGUACUACGGCGUGCUCAACAAAUCAUUCGGUCUCAGCACGGGCUUGCGGUUCACCACGCUGCCAAGCUACACCGGCUUCCCGUACACCAUGACGCUGACCCUCAAUCCACUGAUGGGAAACCUGUCGAGCAGCUAUAGCGUGAAGGCCGGUCCGAAUCUGGCGCUGAGCUCGCGUUUCGACUUCAACUUCUACAGCUACGAGAGCGGCGUCAUGGCCGGGCUCGAGUUGUGGCGCAUGAGAAGGAAGGAGGACGCGGAGACCACACCGGACCAGGCUGAAAAGGGGUACAACACGACGCCGGGCGUUACCGGGCGGGCUCGAUCGGAGAACGACGUAGCGGGCAUACUCAAGGCACGCAUCGACCAGAACUGGCGCAUCGGUCUCCUCUGGGACGGCCGAUUCAAGGAAAUGCUUUUCACGGUCGGCGCAAAUAUCGACCUCAAGAGGCGUGAUCAGAUCUUCCGUGGCAUCGGCCUCGAGGUCCAGUAUUCCUCGUGAAUAGUCAUGCAAACAAAGCACCAAACAUGUAUGAUAUGUGACUUGGAGUCUACAGCAUAGCAACGACGAAACAAUGAUGAUACCCCCACCCGCGAAAAUCUUGGCUCAAUCGCACGUCCCAGUUUGUGCUCGCUUCUCAUUCACGCCCAACGCGCAACUUCCGUCUCCCCACUCGCGUCGCCAUUCGAACAGUAUACAUGCCGCAGCCGUUUGCACGUUCAGACUGCGUGUCACACCCCACUGUCUGAUCUCGACGCACACGUCGCACUCGAAGAGUACGUCGGCGGGAAUCCCCGUGCUCUCGGCUCCCAUGACCACCACCGACCUCUUGGGCAGCACUUUCUCCCCCCCGUCGGGCACGCCAAUCACCCGGCUAUCGCUCGUUUGCUCCAGGCCCACAAUGGUCCACCCGUCACUCUUCAGCUGUCGCAGUCGCGCGAGAAGGUCCGCAGGCUUGGUCUCUUGGAUGUCGAUGUGCAAUUCGGAGUUCACGCUGACGUUUUGGAAGCUGCUGUUGGCCAGGAGCGAGAGCGAGGGCAGAUGCAGGGAGUGGCAGCCGAAAACGUUGGCCGCGCGCGAGAGACCGCCCAGAUUCACCGGCGCGUCGAGAAGAGAACCGAUCAGAAUCGGGCCUGUGCCCUGCUUCGACGGCGACUGUGACGGCUCCAGGGACAGAGAAGAAAGAUCGGGUGCGAAUGACUUGGUUUGCAGCGGUCCUGUCGUCGCGCCCGACGUUGUAAGCGACGCUGGUUCAUGCUGUUCCGCUGCGCUGGAAGUCGCGAGCUUAGCGAUCAACUGCGCUACAGAUUCGUCGACGCUCCCGAUCGGGAGCCGAGCUUCGGGCCUUUUCUCCACGAGGCUUGGUGGAUCGGAGGCGAGGACGUCUCGCAAAUCUUGCACGCGUAGCAGCGGCGGUUCGAUCAGUGGCGUGUACAUGUGACCGCCUUCGAACAAGGUGGCGAGGUUCAUGUCCUUGUUAAUGUUGAAUGUGCUCAGGACACGAGACUCCGGAGGUGUCUGGUACUUGUCCAGUUUCGUCACAAAGUUGUACACGGAUCGGAAAACGGGCGCGCAGCCCAUGCCGUCGAGCAGUCCCGCGUCUCUUACGUGGUCGAAGAUCGUGGGAAACGAAGCCUGUGCUUCAAAGCGAACAAGCACCCUCGGGGAGGCUAUCAGGGUGGCAAGAAUGACGAGCAGUCGUUCAAAUUGUUGCACGCGCUCGUCCUUGUCGAAGUGCCGUGAAUGCAGUACGAGCUGUACGGCGAUCUUGAUUUCCGACGCCACAAGCUUGGGGUUCGGAUUGCUUGGAUCGGCGUCUUCGAGGGCCUUGAGGACGUUGUCUGUAUACGUUCGGGCGACUGAAGGCUGAGUCGCGAAGUGAAGGAUGGCCCACUCGAACAAAAACCUGUACCGCGGGUUGGGCUCUCUGGCAAGGAGAUCGUAAAAGGUGCCGUAGUACUUUUCAAUGUCGGACCGCGAACUCACACAGCUGUGUAGAAGAACGAUGAUGGCCUGAAGCUGCGAGGUCCGCUUCCACUUCGAAGACGCCUGUAUUGUGCCCUUCUGCUCACGCCAAGGUUCGAAAACUCGAUCCAGGAGACGCAAGCCCCACGAGCUCUGCUCAGGUUUCAGACGAGCAAGAAUGUCCAGGAUAUACGCGUGGCCGAGAGACUCGUCGCAGUAAACGUUGUAAAGCGGCUCUCCUUUCUCGUCACGCUCUCCUGCAGCAACGGCUACGUCGAGGAUGUGUUCAGGUGUUGGAGUUGGCGGGUCAUUGAUGAAAUUCAGCAGCAUUGUUUCGAUAUUCGGGUGCUGUAAUAUGGCAGGGUUCUCAAAGGAUAGUUUCCUCAACGUUCUGGCUGUGGUGUUCCAUAGAUAAGGUUUUCUUCUUGCCAACGACGAAAAGUUGAAUAUGCAACUCGCUGCAAAGUCUACGGCGCUGUUCUCGUGGACGUCCUUGGAAACAUACGUCACCCAGAAAGGCCAGCUGUCCGCAAAUAGUCUCCAUAG